UGUCACCAGCGUGGCCGGGGGUGCCUCCGUGGAUGACGGCUGCGCCAGGGCGAGAAGGCUGGCCAAGUCGCCUCAGAGAGGUAGACCCGGAGCCAGGCGCCCGCGCUGCAAGCCAAUGGCUGAGUGUGAAGGGUGUUCCGCUGCGUCAGCGAGGCCCGAACCGCCCUUGGGAGGAGGAGCCCCCGACUCCAAGGCGGCGUGGCGGUGGGAGCGCACGCGGCCUCGCUUCCCGUCCAGGGGCGCUGAGCACCCCGCGCCCGCCGGCCGUGGAGGGCAUCGCGGGUGGCUAGCUAGCUGUGGCUCCGGGCCGUUCGCUCUUCUGCGGCCCCCGCAGUAGGAGCGGAAGGGGCGGGGACGCCGGUGCCGCCGAGGCGCGCCGGGGGGCAAGGUCCGCGGCCCCGGGGCCGGCGAGGCGGCCUCCUGCGCGCAGCCGCGCCGCACCGCGCGGGCCGGGGGCGGGGCCCGGCCGGGUCGAGGGGCGGGGACGGGCUCCGGGCCCGCCUCCGGCAGCUCCCCGGAGCCGCGGAGCUCGCGGCACCCCAACGAUUCUGGGGGGCUCCAGUCAGAGGCGCCACCCUAGAGACCCUGGGCCGGCGUUGGGCGCAGCUGCCUCCGCGCGUUUGCCUGUCGGUCCCUGUGUCUGUCUCCGAGCUUGCCUCCGCUUCCACACCUAACCCGCCCGGACGCCUUCAUCCCGCGAGCCCUCGGGCCUCUUCAUGGCAGGCUACGUGCCCCCCACGGGCUAUGCGCCUUCACCCCCACCUCCCUAUCCCGUGACCCCUGGGUACCCGGAGCCCGCCCUGCAUCCUGGACCGGGGCAGGUGCCGGUGCCUCCCCAGGUGCCUGCCCCAGCGCCCGGAUUUGCCCUCUACCCUUCCCCAAGCCCUGUGGCCCUAGGGCCUGCUGCCUCCUAUGUGCCAUUGCCCGGGGUGCCUGCUGGCCUGGAAUUCCUGGUGCAGAUUGAUCAGAUCUUGAUUCACCAGAAGGCUGAGCGAGCGGAAACGUUCUUAGGCUGGGAGACCUGUAACCGGUAUGAACUGCGUUCCGGGGCCGGGCAGCCCUUGGGCCAAGCGGCCGAGGAGAGCAACUGCUGUGCCCGCCUGUGCUGCGGCGCCCGGAGGCCGCUGCGCGUGCGCCUGGCCGACCCCGGGGACCGCGAAGUGCUGCGCCUGGUCCGCCCACUGCACUGUGGCUGCUGCGGCUGCUGUCCCUGUGGUCUGCAGGAGAUGGAGGUACAGUCUCCACCAGGCACAACCAUUGGCCAUGUGCAGCAGACCUGGCAUCCCUUCCUGCCUAAGUUCUCCAUCCAGGACGCCGACCGCCACACAGUCUUGCGGGUAGUAGGACCCUGCUGGAGCUGCGGCUGCGGCACAGACACCAACUUUGAGGUGAAGACCAAGGACGAAUCCCGCAGCGUCGGCCGCAUCAGCAAGCAGUGGGGGGGGCUGCUCCGAGAAGCCCUCACAGACGAGGAUGACUUCGGCCUGCAGUUCCCCCUGGAUCUGGAUGUGAAGGUGAAGGCCGUGCUGCUGGGAGCCACGUUUCUCAUUGACUACAUGUUCUAUGAAAAGCGAGGAGGCACUGGGCCCUCUGCCGUCACCAGUUAGAGGCUGUGACAGGACCCCCUCGUCCCCAGCAGAACUGAAGAUGGUCGCGGGCCUCGCUGGGCCUCACCCUGCUGAGCAGUACUCCCUUUCCUCCACAUGCACUGUAGGGGGACACAGAGGCUGGGGUCUUGCGUCCCCACUCUCCUCCCUCCCGCCCCCGCUUCCCUGGCCUUCUGUGCCUGGGGCUCUCCCAAAAGCAUAUAUAUGAGGACCCAUGCCUGCCCCGCCCACCACUCCCUCCCAGCACCCAGGCUAUCUGGCUUCCAACUGUCCUCCUCACUCCAGCCCCCUCCCAGAGCAUCUGUUCCAAAGAAGGCUUUUGACACUUGAGGACUCGAGUUUUACAACAAGGGCCAGGCCGGGGAAGGCAGACAUGGCGUCCCUCUCCUACGUCAGCUUGGCUAGUUAGCUCAGCCUCGGACCCUGGCCCUUGGAGGAG
Ochotona princeps (American pika) is the source of this 2046-nucleotide messenger RNA. It is a transcript of the gene PLSCR3, whose product is annotated as phospholipid scramblase 3. Gene Ontology annotation, biological process: plasma membrane phospholipid scrambling. The record is from RefSeq and is a predicted model, not a curated record. The transcript has 8 exons. Gene Ontology annotation, molecular function: phospholipid scramblase activity. Gene Ontology annotation, cellular component: plasma membrane. Bases 717 to 1607 code for a protein of 296 amino acids. Lineage: Eukaryota; Metazoa; Chordata; Mammalia; Lagomorpha; Ochotonidae.